GUGGUUUUCGUACUUGGCGGGCCAGGUGCAGGGAAAGGAACUCAGUGCACCAACAUCGUGAAGGAGUUUGGAUGGUGCCAUCUUUCAGCUGGCGACCUGCUGAGGGCAGAGAGGGCGACUGGCUCGGCAAACGCCGAGCUCAUCAACACCUACAUUAGGGAAGGGAAAAUAGUGCCAGUGGAAAUCACUGUCAAGCUCCUGCUAGCAGCGAUGGAGAAGAGCGAGACGAAGAAAUUCCUUAUCGACGGUUUCCCGAGGAGUUUGAACAACUAUGAGGGAUGGUACGAUGUCGUUGGAGAUGAUGUUCACGUUGCAUUCUGCCUAUUCUUUGAGUGCCCGGAGGAAGAGCUUGAAAGAAGGCUCCUUGCGCGAGCUCAGAGUAGCGGACGAGACGACGACAACAUCGAAUCUAUCAGAAAAAGGUUCAAGAUUUUUAUUGAAGAAACAAUGCCAGUCAUCGACAAGUUCAAAGCGAAAGACCAGCUCAAGUUGAUUUCUUCCGUUCAGUCUAUCGAGGAAGUUUGGGGGCAAACGAAGUUGCUCUUCAAAGAUUUGUGA
This is a messenger RNA of Guillardia theta CCMP2712, 558 nucleotides long. RefSeq lists its product as hypothetical. The transcript has 5 exons. The annotation marks the transcript as partial. The record is from RefSeq and is a predicted model, not a curated record. Gene Ontology annotation, molecular function: ATP binding; UMP kinase activity. Gene Ontology annotation, cellular component: cytoplasm; nucleus. Gene Ontology annotation, biological process: CDP biosynthetic process; UDP biosynthetic process; 'de novo' pyrimidine nucleobase biosynthetic process. NCBI's taxonomy places the organism in Eukaryota, Cryptophyceae, Pyrenomonadales, Geminigeraceae.